AGAAGUUGAGACGCUCUUAACGCAGACGCGCAGCGAGAUUUGCUGACAUUCAUCUGCUCGCCGCACCAGACUGGACUCAAACACUUCACCUGCGAGGAGAGAGGAAGAGAAGGUGUUCAGAUCUCUCACAGCCUGCUACAGAAGAGCGAUGGAUUCGCGGAGAAUCGCAGCGUUGCUCCUUGCUGCCUGCCUCAGCGCGUCAGCUUCAGACCAGUUCGACACGGAGUGUUAUACAGCAAAUGGAGAGGACUACAGAGGUCGACAGAACCAGACAAGCCUGGAAGGAGGAAGACCGUGCCUUUUCUGGAAUGAGACUUUCCAGCAUCCAUACAACACCAUCAAGUACCCCAAUGGAGAAGGAGGUCUUGGACCACACAACUUCUGCAGGAACCCAGAUGGAGAUGUUCGGCCAUGGUGUUAUAUCGCAGAUCUCGAGGACGGGAUCUACUGGAAAUACUGUGAUAUUCCCACCUGCCAAAUGUAUCUCGGCUCUCGACUAAAAGUGUUCCUGGCAGAGUCUGCAGGGUGUGGCACAGAAAAGAACCUUGCCGGUAUGGAAUCAGGCUAUGCUUGUUUCUGUGGCAACGACAUUGAUUAUCAUCGUCACGGUGACGCUCCGAGCACAGAGUGUAACCAUGUGUGUUUUGGAGAUCACACUCAGCCAUGUGGAGGCGAUGGACGCGUCAUAGUCUUCGACACAAAAGUAGGCGCUUGUGGGGGAAACUUCACAUCGCCCUCCGGAGUGAUCUACUCUCCUGAUUUCCCGGACAAAUACAAACCUGGCAGGGUCUGCUACUGGACCAUUCAGGUUCCAGGUGCUUCUGUCUUUCUGUUCAACUUUACUUUCUUCAAUAUCGUGGAUCAGACUGAUAUGGUGGAGCUGUUGGAUGGCUACUCCAAUCAGGUGUUGGCGCGAUUUGAUGGCCGCAAUCCACCGCGGGACAUCGUGAACAUCACUGCAGACUUCGUCAUUUUGUAUUUUUACUCAGACAGGACAAAUGAGGCGCAAGGAUUUUCUGUUCUUUAUCAUGCUUUAAGAAAUCAAGCCGUCACACCUCUGGAGGAGGAUGACGAUGGUGAUGAAGAGGACACCAGUACAGUGCAGCCGCAUACGGGAAGCACUACAGCAAAAUCAAAUACCAGUCAGAAUGGAAAAUCCUCCCUCCGGUACUAUGUAAUCACAUCAAGUCCUGCAAAGAUGCCAGGUCAGUGGCAUGAACCGGGCCGGACCGCGGGCCACAGAACCAUGUGGACCAUCUACGCAUUAGCUGCUCUGCUAACGCUAACAGUCAUAGCCAUGGUGGCUAAGCUGCUCCUGCAUCUUACUGUAAAAUCCCCGUCCAUCCCGUCAAUCAGCGGGUCGGAUUCGUGCGCGCAGAGCACCACGUCUGAACCCUGGAUCAUCUUCUACAGACCUUCCACCAUCUCUCUGUUUAAGAAGAAACUCAAGAACCACCAUGGAGACCUCAGCCCUCUUGUGGGAAACUAACCUCACCGCCUCUGACCUCUACGGCUGCUUUAGCCCCUAAAGGAUGCACACACUGUACACAAUGCUGGUUUUCUGCUGCUGGAUCCGAUUCAUGCCUAAUUCAGUUCAAACGACCAGCGCAGGGCCCAGCUUACACGUGCCGGUCACUUGUUGGUAAGAAACUGCGCAAAAAGAGCUCGACGCUAGCCGACGCGCGUACUCUCAAUUUGCAUCCUAACCAAUCACAAAUCAUGUGACAGGUGCAUAUAUGCACCAAGCGAUUUGAUUAACAAAAGAGCACUGGGAUGCUUCUGUUGCCACAGACCAAAACGAACAAGUGACCAUUGCUGUAAAAUGGAUAGUCGUUUCUCUAGGUGCUUUCACAGAAGCGAUCAGCCUGAGCGCACUGAAAAACAAAACCACUUACGUAACCAAAAUAACGCCACGGUACCCAACCAGCCCCUGUGGAGGAGAGAUACCAUUCAGUUUCGCUCGCUUUUUAACCUCUAAUGUAGGUCACCUGUUGUUG
Messenger RNA from Sinocyclocheilus rhinocerous, 1997 nucleotides. Its product is annotated as kremen protein 1-like. The record is from RefSeq and is a predicted model, not a curated record. Gene Ontology annotation, cellular component: plasma membrane. Gene Ontology annotation, biological process: multicellular organism development. Lineage: Eukaryota; Metazoa; Chordata; Actinopteri; Cypriniformes; Cyprinidae. The transcript has 10 exons. The coding region runs from base 149 to 1489 and encodes 446 amino acids.